AUGGAUCCCAACUCCGCUCUCUGGAGCGGCCAGGCGCCCUCCCCUGAGAAGUCGAGCCAGCUCCUAAUCCGCGAAUAUCCUCACCGAGCCAUUGCCAUCGUCUCCAACGACCACGCCCUCAUCUUCCGCCACAGUCCCACCACCAGCGAGUCCAUCGCCAAUGGCUCCCUCUCCUCUAUUCCCUCUGCUCGGCCCCGCGCCGGCACAGGCGCCAGCGCGACCGACAGCUUUGCCUCCAAGUGCAUGGUCGAGUUUACCCAAGUCAACAGGAACACCCUCAGCGACUACCGCCCCCUGACCCCGCGGCCGAUAUACGGGACUCUGGGGCUGAUAUCGGUCGGCCGCGAUGUCUUCCUCUGUGUCAUCACACACGCCUCUCGAGUAUCGACAUUGCGUCCCGGAGAGACCAUCGAACGAAUCUUGGCUGUCGAGUUCUACGGCCUCAAUACCUCCGAGUACGACGAUGUAUUCUCCGCCAUCGAUCCCUACGAGCUUGAAAUGUCGGACGCCGCUUCCACGUACGGCCAGCCACUCAAUAGGAGAGAAGGUAUCGAACAUCCUUGCGUGGAUGUACAGAAGCUUCUGAGCAAUGGUAGCUUCUACUAUAGCACCGACUUCGACCUGACGAACCGGCUUCAGGACAGGCCUGCGGACGCAAAUACCUUCGACAUUGACAACUUUGACGAGGGCUUCCUCUGGAAUUCAUACAUGAUUAGCCCUCUUGUGCAGUUCCGGUCGCGGCUGAUGCCACAUGAGAGGGAAACGCUCGACGCAUCACGAAUAUUGACUUCGGCCAUACGAGGGUUCUGUUUGACAAUGAACAUCCCUCAGUUAGCGGCGCCCUUGAAGCCCGCGAGGUCGGGCAUGCCCUCCUAUUUAACUAUAAUAUCACGUCUUUCCUGCCGACGAGCUGGAACCCGGUUCAACUCGAGGGGCAUCGAUGACGACGGAAACGUGGCCAAUUUUGUAGAGACGGAGACAAUCUACUGGAGCCCUUCAGGUGUCCUAUUCUCAUACGCGCAGGUUCGCGGCUCUGUGCCCGUGUUCUGGGAGCAGGCUGCCGGGCUGCUGCCGGGACAGCAGAAAAUCAGCAUCACAAGAUCGCCUGACGGCACCCAGCCGGCCUUCAAUAAGCAUUUUCAGGAUCUCGAGCACAAUUACGGCGCUGUCCACGUCGUUAACCUGCUGAGCGAGUCGAAGCCUGGCGAGGUCGAACUCAGCCAGCUCUACCGCAAUGGCAUACUACACUGCCCUUUGAGUCGUGCGGGUGAAAAGCAUUCCGCGGAACAUGCACUCCUGAGGGGGACGGAAUACGACUUCCAUGCUGAAACGAAAGGGCCGACGGGCUAUGAGGCCGCUAGGGGAAUACGCCGGUACAUUGAGGAUUCAGCAGAGGGGUUUGCUUACUAUCUCGCGGAGGAGACAGAUAGCCCUGGUGAGACCACGAAUGGAAUGGCCCACACCAACCGGCGCUAUGUGGUUGUCCUCCAGCAGGAAGGCGUCUUCAGGACAAAUUGCCUCGACUGCUUGGACCGCACGAACUUGAUACAGACCCUAAUAUCACAAAUGGCUGUUGAGUCAUUUCUUGGUCAUCGUGGAGAACGUGCUUCUUCAGACUUUUGGAUGAGACACUCAAGCCUUUGGGCUGAUAAUGGCGAUGCCCUAUCACGCAUUUAUGCCGGCACUGGAGCUCUGAAGUCUUCCUUUACCCGUCACGGAAAAAUGUCUUUGGCUGGAGCCAUUGCAGACGCACGAAAGUCAGCGACCAGGUUAUAUAUCAACAAUUUCACUGACAAGCAAAGGCAAAACACUAUUGAUAUGCUGCUCGGCAGGCUCGUGGGCCAGUCACCGGUCUCACUUUACGACCCCAUCAACGACUACGUCAACGCAGAGCUCAACAAACGCAGUACACAAUUCUCAUCCACAGAGAACAUCAGAAUCUGGGUUGGCACAUUCAACCUGAAUGGACGUACUCACGGCAUUGAAGAGGACCUAUCUGCUUGGCUGUGUCCCGAAGAGAUCGGCGAUACACAACCUGAGAUUGUUGUAGUCGGCUUUCAGGAGAUCGUUGAACUGAGCCCUCAGCAAAUUAUGAACAGCGACCCUACUAGGAAGCAAUUAUGGGAGCAAGCUGUGCGGGCGACUCUGAACACCCGAGCUCAAGAAAUCGGCGGCGAAAAAUACGUUGUCCUACGAAGUGGACAGCUUGUAGGCGCAGCCUUGUGCAUCUUCGUGAGGCAAUCCGUCCUUUCCAACAUCAAAAACGUCGAGGGCUCUGUGAAGAAGACAGGAAUGUCCGGCAUGGCUGGCAACAAGGGUGCGGUGGCUAUCAGGCUAGACUAUGCCAACACUCACAUAUGUUUCGUCACGGCGCACUUGGCGGCCGGCUUUGCCAACUAUGAUGAGAGGAAUAAGGACUAUGCCACGAUUAGCAAUGGAUUGCGCUUCCAACGGAAUAGGAGCAUUGACGAUCACGAUACUGUCAUCUGGCUUGGUGAUUUCAAUUAUCGGAUCGGACUAGGCUGGGAGAGGGCCAUGGAGCUUGUUCAAAAGCGAGACUUGGAGCGGCUAUAUGAAAAUGACCAGCUUAACCUACAAAUGGUGGCUGGUCUGUCAUUUCCCUUCUACUCAGAAGCAAGGAUCACAUUCAUGCCGACAUACAAGUUCGACAUUGGAACAGAUACGUAUGAUUCCUCUGAGAAAGCCCGCAUCCCGGCCUGGACAGACCGCAUCCUGCGCAAGGGUCCCAACCUCCGGCAGCUGGCAUACAAUUGUGCGCCGCUCAGGUUCUCGGAUCAUCGGCCUGUCUAUGCCCUCUUCGACUGUACCGUGAGUAUUGUCGACGAAUCGCAGCGAGACAAGAUCAGUCGUGAUGUCUACCUCCGGCGAAAGGCAGAGGUCGGGGAUGCCACCGCAAAUGUCAACACUGAGGACACAGAAGACGAAGAUUUGAUUGGCUACGACGCUAUAGAACCUGGACUUCCUCCAGCCAGUUCUGAUCGCCAAAAAUGGUGGUUGGACAACGGGAAACUGGCGCAGUCCUCAAUCACUCCUCCAAAAGGCAUGGACGGAUCGACCUCGACGAUCCUCAACCCUAAUCGACAACCCAACCCGUUUGUGCCGUCAGACGAGCCUGACUGGGUCACAGUCCCGCGAGCAGACUCCAGGCUAUCGUCCUUUUCAAGCAUAUCUACAUCGCCCUACGAACACAUCAAUCACUCGACUUUGCUAGCAUCUUCUGUGUCAAGCACCCCGCCACAAAGAAAAUUGCCCCCUCCGUACGACCCCUCAGCCCUGCCUGCCAGAGUGGGAAGACUGGCACUGAACGAGGAGCAACACCCACUACAAUUCAAGAAGCUAGAUACACCACCAGCACCACCACCGUCAAGAAAACCGUUGACGCAGACGCCAUCCUUCCCUCCGCCGCCUAAUCAGACUCCUAUUCCUAGUAUCAACAAUCAAGCAAGAAAACAGCCUCCACUGCCGCCACCGCCCCGGUCAGCUUCCACGGUCUCUGCGUCGUCCCAGAAGACAGCCAAAGGCCCGCCGCCAGUCGCCAGGAAACCAGCACACCUGCUCUCGACCUCACCAACUGGGCCCGAGCCAGAAACCUCCCCCUCUACUGAGACCAAAGCCAAACCCAUACCGCCUCGACGACCGUCAAGUAGUGUGCAUAAUGUGUCUCGCUCGGAAAUACGUGACAGCCUGCAUCGCACUGCGUCCGCGAGAGAGGUUUCUAACCGCAACCAUGACCAACCGCCGAUGCCUCCACCCCGCAGAGCGGGCACGUCUUCUGUAGCAUCGGGCGGCCCUGGCUGGGCACCCCCUGGCGCAGUAGGCCUGGUCGGAUUAUCCAAGGAGGGCCGUCCUACAGUGCCGCCUAGGAAGCCGGUACCGGGCACGAUCUCCCCGACCAGCUCAUCAGGUCGAUCAGCCCCUCUACCCGCGCCAAAGAAGCCUGCUUUGAGUGCCAGGAGUCCUGUAGUAGAUUUGUUGGGUGAUGACGGGGCCACCGUUGGAGGCUGGCAAGCCCUGAAGCCUUCUUAG
This is a messenger RNA of Diaporthe amygdali, 4047 nucleotides long. RefSeq lists its product as uncharacterized. Gene Ontology annotation, molecular function: phosphatidylinositol-3,5-bisphosphate 5-phosphatase activity; phosphatidylinositol-4,5-bisphosphate 5-phosphatase activity. Gene Ontology annotation, biological process: phosphatidylinositol dephosphorylation. The transcript has 3 exons. Bases 1 to 4047 code for a protein of 1348 amino acids. Lineage: Eukaryota; Fungi; Ascomycota; Sordariomycetes; Diaporthales; Diaporthaceae. Gene Ontology annotation, cellular component: cytoplasm; membrane. The record is from RefSeq and is a predicted model, not a curated record.